AUGAGUGGGGGUUACGUUUUCUCUGCAGCAUUAAAAUCAAAUGGUAAAUUGGAUUCUUCCACGCUAUCUAAUGAGUCUCCAAUUACUACUAAUAAGCCUUCAGUUACAGCAUCAGAAAACAAUUAUGGUUACCCUUAUUGUUAUUUGGAUUAUCACGAGUUGUUUAGUCCAAAAUGUAGACAUUGUGGUAAUACUAUCGAAGGAUUUUUCAUCACGGCACUUGGAAAAUCCUGGCAUCAAGAACACUUCUUUUGCCAUGAGUGUGGUAAUCCAUUCGAAUCUGGUGGGUUUAUGGUUAAUGAUGGAUUUCCUUAUUGUGAAAAAGAUUGA
Dentiscutata erythropus is the source of this 330-nucleotide messenger RNA. NCBI's taxonomy places the organism in Eukaryota, Fungi, Glomeromycota, Glomeromycetes, Diversisporales, Gigasporaceae. The record is from the annotation of a GenBank genome assembly.